AUGGACACGCUGCGAAUCGAAGCCCGUAUAGUAUCGGACGACAUCCAGCCGUUUUUCAUUAUCAUCAUCAUCACUCACAACUCAGUCACUCGCUUCAAUAUCUACAACAGUAACUUUUCACUCUACUUCCAAAACAACCACCAAACCACAAACAUGCAGUUCUCCCUCGCCUUCCUCGCCGCUGUCCUCUCAGCCACCAGCGUAUCCGCUGCCCCCGCCGAUCCCGCCGUCAACAUGAUGGCCGCCACUCCCCAGUGGACCAUCCAGAGCAUGCAGCGCAGCUGUGCCAAGGACGACAGCUCCUGCACCUGGAACUUCAAGGUCAACACCCAUCAAGGUGCUGCCACUCCCUGCAAGUUUGUCGUCAAGGGCAGCAAGGCCUCUCAGCGCAACGGCGGCCCAGUCAAGUGCGGUGACUUCACCGUCACCUCUGGCUGGAGCGGCCAGUUCGGCCCCGGAAACGGAUUCACUACUUUCUCUGUUGUUUCGUCUAAGAGACAGAUUGUCUGGCCUGCUUAUACCGAUAAGCAGGUUCAGGGAGGAAAGGUUGUUAAGCCUGACCAGUCUUACACCCCUGCCAACCUUCCCAAUACAUAG
Fusarium poae is the source of this 597-nucleotide messenger RNA. RefSeq lists its product as uncharacterized. The transcript is spliced from 4 exons. Lineage: Eukaryota; Fungi; Ascomycota; Sordariomycetes; Hypocreales; Nectriaceae. The coding region runs from base 1 to 597 and encodes 198 amino acids. The record is from RefSeq and is a predicted model, not a curated record.